AUGCUUCGCUCCCUGCUUCCCCCAUGCUUCCCCAAUCCUCCACCCCCGCAGGGCGACGCUGCACGUGGGGUGCGCCAACCUCAACUUCAACCCCCCUCCCUCGCUUUGCCUCUCUUCCCUUGCGUUCCCACCACUCCCCUUCCCCACCUCCCCAACUCUUCCCCCACUUCCAGGGCGACGCUGCACGUGGGGUGCGCCAACCUCAACUUCUCCGCCUCCUUCACUCACCACUUCAACCGCACGCACCAGCACAGCCUCGCCUCCUGGCCAAUCACAAUCACGCCACGUGGCGAGGCGCUGACCAGAGCCAGCACCCUUGGCAUUAGCAGCAUCACAGGCGACAGCCGCAGCAGCAGCACAGGGGAGAGCGGCAGACGUGUCACCACCACACCCGCCGCUUAUUCAGAAGCAGCAGGCGGGGACCGUGAGGGCAGAGGCGGGAGUGAGGGGGAGAGGCACGGGGCGGGGGAGGGGGUGGGGAAAGGGCAGGGGGAGGAGGAGCAGGAGGGGGUGCAGGACUGGCCGGACACUCCAUGCAAUGGGACGUCUGUGCCGGGGCGAUGGGUGGUGAAGGCAGAUGGGUCACUCAGGUGGGCUUUCUACCGCUGCGCAGCGCCUGAAAUCCGCCCGUCCGAGUGGAUAGGGGCGCUACACGAGAGGGGCAUUCGGGAGAUCAGCAUCGUGGGGGACAGUCACCAGCGGUUCCUGGCAGCUCAUCUGCACUUCCUGCUCACGGCACAGGCGGACAAGGAUGUGAAGCGGUGGCAGGAUAAUCUGGUGUUUGACGCGCGUGACAGCAGCAACCGCACGCUCAGAAUCAACUUCUACUGGAUUGAUGGGAUCUACAAGAAUGGGGAGUUCGGCUGCACCCAUCGGGGAGUAACCACCAACCGGUCGGAGGCCUUCCCCGAAAUCUCCCCCACUGCUGACGUCACGCUCUUUGAAGGAGGCUACUGGGCAGCUUCCUUCUGCCGCCAGCCCCUCAAGGCGCUCCGAGUGCACCUCGAGGAGUUUGCUCGCUGGGCGCUUGCCGCCGCGCCCGCUAAAGGCAGGGUUAUUUUCCGUACUAUCCCGUCUUUUCCGGUGGCGGGGGACCGGUGUCACGCGUGGUAUCCGGGACCGAGUUCGAAUAGGGUGGUUAUGGCGAUCAAUGUGCUGCUGAAGCAGAUAGUGCAGGGGAGAGGCGUGGAGGGAGAACAGCGAGGAGCGGGGGAGGCGGGGAAUGUUGUUGAGAGAUUAGGGGCAUGGUGGCGAGGAGGGAUACGAGGGCGAGAUGUUGGUGGGGAAGGAAGGGGAAGUGGAGGAGGGAUAGAGAAGCUAGUGUAUCUCGAUUCGAGCUUGCAGGUGCUGCCGCGGGACUCUGAAGAAGAGGGGGAAAACGUGGAGAGCGCAGGAGCAGCGGUGAGCAAAGGAGCAACGGAGAGCAAAGGAGCAGCGGAGAGCAAAGGAGCUGCGUCGGAUAUUGAAGAGGCGGAUGAGAUUGCUGCAGCUGGUGGUGCUGACGGUGGUGCUGGUGCUGGUGCUGGUGCUGGUGCUGGUGAUGGUGUUAGUGGUGCUGCUGCUGCUUCUGGUGUUAGUGGUGGUGGUAACUCCUACUCAGAAAAGCGGCCACCACCACCAUCACCACGAGCAGCAGCAGAAGAAGCGCCAUAUGCUGAGUUGGCAGCGUUACCAGUAGGGGCAGCAACAGUGCUGGACACGUGGCAGGUGGACGGCCCUCGGUAUGCCGACACAGCAGAGCCUAACGACCAUCAUUACUCCAUGGUGAAACCAACAAAGGAAGGCGCAGUGGUUGUGGGGGAGGUGGGGGAAGCUCAAGUGCGCGCCUUCAUUCAUUACCUGCUGCACCUGCUGCCGCCGGUCCGUGCAAGUGCACUCUAG
This is a messenger RNA of Closterium sp. Naga37s-1, 1881 nucleotides long. The record is from the annotation of a GenBank genome assembly. NCBI's taxonomy places the organism in Eukaryota, Viridiplantae, Streptophyta, Zygnematophyceae, Desmidiales, Closteriaceae.